UGCUCUCUUCAUUCUAAUGCUCUCUCUCUCUCUCUUCACCAUCAGAUCUUUUUCCUUUUUAACCUAAACCCAAACUCAAAACUUUCUGGGGUUUUUUCAAAGGUUGUAAAAGUUGAGAUUCUUUCUACCCAGAAAUGGGUUGUGCACAGUCAAGAGUAGACAAUGAAGAGUCGGUUUCACGGUGUAAGGACCGCCGGAAUCUGAUGAAGGAGGCGGUCGUCGCACGCAAUGCCUUUGCCGCUUCUCAUUCUAGUUAUGCCAUCGCCUUGAAGAAUACGGGCGCCGCUCUAAGCGACUACGGCCAUGGCGAAUCUGACUAUUCUCUUCACCAUGACCAACAACAAAACCAGCCAAUGGACUCAACUCCUCAACCCCCUCCCCCUCCUCCGAUUGACAACCUCCCUCCCCCUCCUCCCCCACUCCCUAACUUCUCCCCCAGCCCCAUCAAGCGAGCAAUCAGCAUGCCUGCCAUUCCUAUCAACACCCGGAAGCCGGGUUCGCAUCUACAUUCUGCUGCAAUCACGGAGGAAGAAGAGGAGGAGGAGGAGAUUGAACGACAAGAAGAAGAACAGGGAGAUGAUAGCGAGAGGAAUAGGAAGAGUGAGUUUGGAGGAGGGACUCACAUGGAGGCUAAGAUGCCGCUUCAGGAGGUGACCCCUCAGAAAAACAUGGCUUGGGAUUAUUUCUUCGUGGUGGAUAACAUGCCUGGACCGAGCCUCGUCGAUGGAGGAAUGGAAAACGAAAAUCGAAAUGUUAAUGAGGAGAGCGUACAAUUUACUGGGAUUCCUGAUAUGGGUGUUGGUAACAGUGAUGAAAUGGAGCCGAAGACCCCGGAAAAAGGGAGGGAGGAGAAGGAUGAGGACGAAGAGGAGGAGAUGGAGAAUGGAGUAAACAAGGAGAAGCAGAAGAUCGAGCACUCGAAAACAGCGCCACCGGAUUUCAGGAGGAUUGUGAAGGGAGUUUCGGGCCUGAAUUUGGUGAAGGUUUUGACUGAGAUCGACGACCAAUUCUUGAAAGCUUCAGAGAGUGCUCAGGAAGUGUCAAAGAUGCUCGAGGCCACUAGGUUGCAUUAUCAUUCCAAUUUUGCUGAUAAUCGAGGUAACUGGGUGAUGGAUCGCUCAGAAUUUGAAGCUUCUGAAUUUAAAUUUGAUUUGAAACUUCCCCCCCUUGCUAAAGAGGGAAGGAGGAUGGCUGAAAUGUGGGGAAAUAUGUGCGUGCACCAUGACAGCCAGCUUAAGAUUGUUUCAGAUCUCAAAUCAAUCGACAUAGCCCAUUCCCCCAAGGAAACAAGUAAGCAUCACCAUGAGCGCACUCAGCAACUUUUGAAUGUUGUACAAGAAUGGCACACACAAUUUGAGAAGCUUGUAACCCAUCAAAAACAAUACAUUCAAUCUCUUACUAGCUGGUUAAAGCUGAAUCUUAUUCCCAUUGAAAGCAACUUAAAAGAGAAGAUCUCAUCGCCACCAAGACUCCAGAAUCCCCCAAUCCAAGCCCUUCUCCGCACUUGGAAUGACCAUCUUGAAAAGCUUCCAGAUGAGGUUGCCAAAUCUGCAAUAUCCUCAUUUGCUGCUGUAAUCAAGACUAUAAUACUUCAUCAAGAGGAAGAAAUGAAGCUAAAGGAAAAGUUGGAGGAAACUAGGAAAGAGUUUUUGCGCAAGAAUCAGGUGUUUGAAGAAUGGUAUCAAAAGUAUCUGCAGCGAAGAAUGUCUGAUGAAACAGGUGAAGAGGCAAAUCCUAAUGAUCCUGUCUCGGAGAGAAAGUUUGUGGUGGAGAGCUUGAGGAAGAAGUUGGAAGAAGAGACUGAAGCUCACCAAAGACAUUGUUUGCAGGUGAGAGAGAAGUCUCUUGGUAGUCUUAAAAUUCGCUUGCCUGAGCUAUUUCGAGCCAUGUCAGACUAUGCUCACGCAUGUUCCGAUGCUUAUGAGAGAUUGAGAUCCCUCACUCAUUCCCAGAAAUCGAAUGGUGGUUCUAUCUAAAUUUGUGGUUGUAUUUGCUCAGAUCAUGUUCUCAACUGCAGUUUUGUAUGAAACAUGUUUUCCUUGCAGUGAGAUGGUAUUAGUCAUUAGCAAUCCUUGUUUGUUGUAUGGAGAAUGGUGGCCUGUAAAUUAUCUUCAGAGCUUAUUGAAUCAUGAAAAUUUGUUUUGAUUUAUGAA
This is a messenger RNA of Carica papaya (papaya), 2153 nucleotides long. NCBI's taxonomy places the organism in Eukaryota, Viridiplantae, Streptophyta, Magnoliopsida, Brassicales, Caricaceae. The record is from RefSeq and is a predicted model, not a curated record.